CUUUAACAACAAUGAAAGAUUUGUGAUUCUCCAGCUGAGGGGGAUUUUAGACGACGCGUAAAUGGCUUGAGGAUCAACUGCCAAGUAGUUUUAAAAAAGGAAAGCGCCUUAUUGCUGAUGCGAAGUAACGGUAGUUUGUGGCCAGAGGCAGUAACGUUAUCGCCACUUUGGACUUUUUGUCUGGGAACGUUUCAGUCCAUCCGGAGAAUGAAGUGCACCGUGUCGAAGCAGCGCUCCAAUGCGGGAUAUAAUGCUGCUGCUUCACCAACGUUAGCUGCCUCUUAAAGAUAAUAACUGGCUGUAAACGGGGCCAAGUAUCCUGCAGCGGGUCCUGGCAGCUGCGAGGGCUUUGGUGGACAUAACUUGAGGAGAAAGGCCAGCUGGUAGUUUGCGUGUGCCUUGGGGUUUCCUGUUCCAGGCAGCAGCCAUGGAGGAGGAGGUGGUGAGCAUGGAGUACUUGGUGGAGCAGGUGAUGCAGAAGGACCUGGGGAAGAGGCUCCAGGUGGGCCAGGACAUUAUAGAGAUGAUCAUGGACGAGGAGAAGACCCCCGAGCUGGAUCAAGACCAGACCAUGCUGGACAGGAUGGUGGAAGCGGUGGCCAGCUCCUGGGUCAACUCCAGCAACUUCAAGGUGGUUUUGCUGGGGAUGGACAUUCUGUCGGCUCUGGUCAGCAGACUGCAGGAGAAAUUCAGGACGCAGGUGGGAACAGUUCUGCCGAGCCUGAUAGAUCGGUUAGGAGACGCCAAGGACCAAGUUCGAGACCAGGACCAAGCCCUUCUUCUGAAGAUUAUGGACCAGGCUGCAAACCCGCAGUAUGUGUGGGAGCGAAUAAUCGGAGGCUUCAAGCACAAGAACAACAGGACCAGAGAAGCUCUCUGCCUCUGUCUCAUCUCGACCCUAAACGUGUUUGGAUCUCAGAGUCUGACGCUCAGUAAAAUUGUUCCUCACAUCUGUAACCUCCUCGGAGAUCCCACAAGUCAGGUGCGGGACGGAGCCAUGAACUGCCUCGUGGAGAUCUACCGCCACGUCGGAGAACGAGUGAGAAUGGACCUGGGAAAGAAGGGUCUGCCUCAGUCACGGUUGAACGUCAUCUUCAGUAAAUUUGAUGAAGUUCAAAGGUCAGGCAACAUGGUCCUGUCCCCGCACAAAACCUUUGAGGACGAUGACUCGGUGGACGGCGGCCGCUCCACGUCCUCGUCCAAAGGAGCCUCGCUGUCCGGGAGGAAGCCAGUGAGCAUGGGUUCAUUUCGACGCCCCGCCUCCGGCUCCAGCGCCAAGUCUGCAGGGAGGGACGGCUCGAGUGCUGGAGCGGUGGAUGAGGAGGACUUCAUCCAGGCCUUUGAGGAUGUUCCCUCGGUGCAGAUCUUCUCUAACAGGGAGGUGGAGGAGGCCAUGACGAAGGUUCGAGACGUGCUGUCAGACGAUAAGAGGGACUGGGAGCUCAGAGUGGCAGCUCUGAAGAAGGUGCGUUCGCUGCUCCUGGCCGGCGCGGCAGAGUUUGAUGGGUUUCUGCAGCAGCUGCGGCUCAUGGAGGCGGCGUUCAAACUGUCCGCCAAGGACCUCCGCUCUCAGGUGGUGAGAGAGGCCUGCAUCACCCUGGGCCACCUGUCGUUGGUGCUCGGCAGUCGGUUCGACCACGGGGCAGAGGCCAUCAUGCCGACCCUCCUCAGCCUGGUCCCCAACACUGCCAAAGUCAUGGCCACCUCCGGCAUGGCCGCCAUCCGCCUCAUCCUCAAACACACGCACUACCCACGUCUCAUCCCCAUCAUCACCAGCAGCUGUACCUCCAAAUCUGUAGCUGUCAGAAGGCGCUGUUAUGAGUUUGUGGACCUGCUGCUGCAGGAGUGGCAGACGAGCUCUCUGGAGAGACAUGGAACAGUUUUAACUGAGAUGAUAAAGAAAGGGAUUCACGAUGCAGACGCCGAGGCUCGCUCUGUGGCCAGAACGUGUUACUGGAGUUUCCACGGUCACUUCCGUCGGGAGGCGGAGCAGCUGUUCCAGGGCCUGGAGUCGUCCUAUCAGAAAGCUCUGCAGGCACACCUGAGGAGCGGAGACAGCCAGAUGUCGCUGCCCGCCUCGGAUCGCUCCUCCUCGUCCUCCCAGGAGAGCCUCAGUCGACAACAGUCUGUAAAAAACACCUUUGGAAGCAGCACAACAAGAUCCAAAGCUGCCCACACCAGGACGCCCGCUGCAGCCUCCUCCCCAGGUUCCCUCCAGCGCUCUCGUAGCGAUGUAGACGUCAACGCGGCGGCCACGGCCACCGCCCGCACCAGGAUGCCCGCCGUGCCCUCUGCCAUGUUGUCACCGGUUUCGUCCUUCAGCUCAGCCUCGGCCCUUCCCCCUGGAUCCUACGCUUCACUGGGUCGAGUACGAACCAGGAGGACGAGUUCAGGAAACAGUCCGUCUGUGACCGACAGCCGGGGAAGGAGCCGAGGGAAAGUCGUCUCACAGUCUCAACCCAGCAGUAGGUCCGGUUCUCCCGGCAGACUGCUGAGCUCCACCUACGGCCGGAUACCGAGGCCGACCAUGGGCACAGCUGCCGCCGCCGCCGCCGCCAACAGCGCCUCCAGCCUGACGGACAAGAGCCGGCCCCGAGGUCACCGCAGCCACGGCUGCAGUCGAGAGACCAGCCCCUCCAGAUCAGGCACAGCCCGGAGCCGAAUCCCCCGGCCCAGCAUGAGUCAGGGCUGCAGCCGCGAAACCAGUCGCGAGAGCAGCCGCGACACCAGCCCCACCAGGGGUUUCUCCCCCCUGGUGACUCGUCAUCACUCCCGCUCGACCAGCGCCCUGUCCUCUGCAGAGUGCUACUCAGACCGGCUGUCCCAUCAGGCUCGGAUCUCUGCCUCCGUCAACGCCAUGAAAAUCCUCAACACCGGCACGGAUGUCGAGGCUGCUGUUGCUGACGCUCUGCGGAGGCCGGUGAGGCGGCGCUUCGAGUCUCCGGGAAUAUACUCGGAUGAUGACGCCAACAGUGACGCCUCCAGCGCCUGCUCCGACCGCUCGUACAGCUCUCGUAAUGGCGGCAUGGCGCCGCACUACCUGCGUCAGACGGAGGAUGUAGCCGAGGUGCUGAACCACUGCGCCAGCGCCAACUGGUCUGAGAGAAAGGAGGGACUGUUGGGACUGCAGAACCUGCUCAAGAGCCAGAGGAUGCUCAGUCGUGUGGAGCUGAAGAGGCUUUGUGAGAUCUUCACCAGGAUGUUUGCAGACCCUCACAGCAAGAGAGUGUUCAGCAUGUUCCUGGAGACUCUGGUGGACUUCAUCGUACUGCACAGGGAGGACCUGCAGGACUGGCUCUUUGUUCUGCUCACUCAGCUGCUGAAGAAGAUGGGGGCCGACCUGCUGGGCUCGGUCCAGGCCAAAGUCCAGAAGGCCCUGGACGUCACCAGAGAGUCCUUCCCUUAUGAGCAGCAGUUCAACAUCCUGAUGCGUUUCAUCGUGGAUCAGACGCAGACGCCCAACCUGAAGGUGAAGGUGGCCAUCUUGCGCUACAUCGAGGCGCUCGCCCGCCAGAUGGACCCGACUGACUUUGUGAACUCCAGCGAGACACGCCUUGCAGUCUCACGCAUCAUCACCUGGACCACCGAGCCUAAGAGCUCCGACGUCCGCAAGGCGGCCCAGGUGGUGCUCAUCGCCCUGUUUGAGCUGAACACACCAGAGUUCACCAUGCUGCUGGGCGCUUUACCCAAAACCUUCCAGGAUGGGACCACAAAGCUGCUGCACAACCACCUGAGGAACGCCAGCGGCAUGAGCAUGGCGUCUCCCAGUAACACGGCUGCCCGAACGCCUCCACGGCAGCACAGCAGCCGCAGCAGCCCGCUGACUUCACCCACCAGCUGCUCUCACGGGGGGCUUUCUCCCAGCAUGCUGGAGUACAACAGUGAAAACCUGAACUCAGAGGAGAUCUACAGCUCUCUGCGCGGCGUCACGGAGGCCAUCCAGAACUUCAGCUUCCGCAGCCAAGACGACCUGAUGGAGCCGCUGAGACGAGACGGCAAGUCUGCAGUCGGGGCGUCGUCAGACGGUGACGUGGUCGGGGGAGGACGCACAGCCCUGGACAAUAAGACGUCUCUGCUGAACACGCCUUCACCGCGUUCCUUCGCCGGCCCGCGCUUCAGAGACUACAACCCGUACAACUACACCGACAGCAUCAGCACACUGGACAAAGCUGCCCUGAAGGAGGCGCUGUAUGAGGACCCUGUGGAGCGAGACGGCGGCCGUCAAGAAUGUGGCGAAAACAAGAUCAUGAACCCCAAAAACUUCCCAGCAUGCCCCGCCGAGCAGCUGGAGCUGGUUGGGGAGCUGCUGAAGAACAUCUCCCAGGGCCAGGCGGGGGAGCGGGGCCCCGAGGAGCGACGGGCGACCCUGCUGGAGCUGCUGAAAGUGGCCCGAGAGGACUGCCUGGUGGUGUGGGAGGAACACUUCAAGACCAUGCUGCUGCUGCUGCUCGAGACGCUGGGAGACAAAGACCACACGAUCCGGGCGCUGGCCCUGCGAGUCCUGAAGGAGAUCCUGAGGAACCAGCCGGCCCGCUUCAAGAACUACGCCGAGCUCACCAUCAUGAAGACGCUGGAGGCUCACAGAGACACGCACAAGGAGGUGGUGCGUGCGGCGGAGGAGGCGGCUUCCACAAUGGCAGGCUCCAUCCACCCGGAGCAGUGCAUCAAGGUCCUCUGUCCCAUCGUGCAGACGGCCGACUAUCCCAUCAACCUGGCUGCCAUCAAGAUGCAGACGAGGGCCAUCGAACGCAUCACCAAGGAGCCGCUCCAUCAGCUGCUGUCUGACAUCAUACCCGGACUCCUGCAGGGCUACGACAACACAGAGAGCAGUGUGAGGAAGGCCAGCGUCUUCUGCCUGGUGGCCAUCUACUCUGUGAUCGGAGAGGAGCUGAAGCCUUACCUGGCUCAGCUGACCGGCAGCAAGAUGAAGCUGCUCAACCUGUACAUCAAGAGGGCUCAGACUUCCACCAGCAACAGCAGCAGCUCCUCCGACAUCUCCUCCUACUAACUCCCACAGCACACGCUUAGCUUUCAUCGUCUCCGCAACACAGAGAGCAUUUCAUUCCAUCAGCCGAUGACAGAUCGGAAGUCAAAACGUCAUCGCGAACAGCGUCGUGAAAUCCUCAUCGUCUGAACCGACUUCCUGUUUUCAAUAUUAUUCCCAUUUCAUUCCUUCAGCUGCUGAUAAAGCUGGAGGCGUCUUGAGGAGCUCAUGCUGUCGUGGCUCCACAAGUUUCUGGACCAUCUCCUUAUCAUGUUGAAAGCUUAGCUAAUUAUUGGGAGGUAAGGUGAUCCUGGCAGCUAAGCCGUUUCAUGAAGAACCCGACACUCUUAAUUGAACCAACAUCUUCCUCCUCCUCUCUCACACUACCGCUAGAGUCAAGAGCCUCAAAACUUUUAUCUUCCAUCGACGCGUGAUGGACCUAAGGUGAUCGUAGGAACCAUUUUUAGAGGCGGACUGCCUGAAACAAAGACCUCUUCUUCCUACUCGCGCCUCGUUUCACCUUCAAGCCCAUCUUACUUCGUGGACCGGCCCUGAGGGGCUCUUUGCAGCUGAUGUAAGGAUGAUCCUAGCAUUGAGACCGUCUUCUUACACUUACAAAAGACCUGAGGUGAGUUUGAAAUCACGGAAAGAGAAGAGAGUUUUCGUGGUGUAACUUCCUUCCUCUCAGUGCAGGAGGAAACCUGUGGCUAUCAGUAUUUUUAUUCAUUUUUAGUAUCUUUAAUCCACUUCUUUGAACAAUGUUUUGCUUUGACACAUCAAACCUUAUUGUACAUUGAAUGUAAAGAGCUUUGACAGGACGUGACUCUCACCUGUGUUUCUCCUUCCUGAACUACUGCCUCAUUGUACCCGGUGGAUCAAUCUUAAAGGUGUUUGGAAUAUUUUCCAAUUUGAGCACGUGCAUUUGGUGAAUUAUGUGCUGUAUUGAGAAAGAAAGUGGCACUUUAGUCUUUAAAAGGCUGAAUUCAAGGGUCCAUCUGAAGAUUAAUAUGUCAAAAAUAAGGAGUUUGAUUUUGAAACUACACCUUAAUGAGUACAACAACAGAAGUUUCUUUGCUGCUGUUUUACUCAUUAAUAUAUUAGUAAAACAUGUUAGCUUUAAAAAAAUGUGAAAUCCAAGUUCAUCUUAGUUUACAUUGAAUGAUCAUUUGGCUGGCCAAUGAUUUCAAGCACUACAGCGAUUAAAGAAAGUUUUAUUAUUUUGGACCCAACUACCAGCAGAAGAUAUCAGCGUUGUUAUUUAAGAUCAUUUUCCAGGCGUGAAGAAAAGAAGGACUUUUAAUGUGUCAACACUCGUCAGUGGAAUUCCCUUUUAAAAUCUGUAAUAGAUAAUAAACUAACAUUUUAUUUCAUAAAUAUAAAACCUCCUUUACAUGGAUUGAAAAAAUUGAAACUAGAUGUUUUUGCACAGGGUUCGUCUAAAACACAAGCUAUUAAAAUUAUGCCUCCGACCUCAUAUAUGUUGCCUGAAGAGCUGAAUGAUGAAUCGGUUUUAUAUUGAAAUUGUGAUUUGAAAGAGUACAAUUAAAAAAGUAAUUACAACUUGCAUAAUUAACAGUGUCUUAAUGAGCGUUAGGAGGUGGAAGUUUCAGUCAGUGACGGCAGCUUUACUGAGCUGCAGCUAAUUAACAACAGAAAAUGUACUUUUUAGUUUGAUAUUGUCAUUAAACAGAAAUCUGUCCAGUAAUUACCACAGCAGGCCAUAUGUAAUUGUUAUCAAUAGCUGACACCACUUUUGAAUGUCAUGAUUGUAUUGUAAUAUUAUUAUUAGUAGUAAUAUUAUCAAGUAAUGUUACGUUCACCGCUGAUGUAAUUUAUUUACUUAAACUGGCCUAGAAAAUGAACAGAGUUGACUUUUCUCAGAUUUGAUGACCUCUUAUAACAAUCCUCUGAUGUUAAAGUCAUGUGGGCUACAAAUACACGUCUGGAGUUUAACUUACAGAAAAUUAUUACAAUUUAAAUCGCAAUAUUCGUCAGAAAAUUAGCUAUUGUCCUCGCAUUGUUCACCACUACGUUUGCGUUCUCUUUCAUCCACGUAGAUUUAAUGCUGCCCAAAAGAAGCUGGCUUUUAUCCGUGUUGGUGUUGUCGAACAAUGGGACCAAACACAUUCACACAAUCUCCUCGUCAAAAAGUAAAACUACAAAAAUGCUUUUUAAAGACGUUUUUAUGUAAAGUUGUCCGCCAGGCUUUUGUAGUUGUUAGAAAAGUUGUAUUUAUUUUUACUACAUUUACAAGUAUAUCAAUUGGCUGUGGGACACAAACCUUGUCUUGAGGAAGGCAUGAAGAUCUGUUUUUUAAUUCAACAGUCUAAAGCUAGAACAUUUUAAAGUUUAAAUCUUUUCUUUACAUUUAUUUGAUUAACAUUACAUUUAAAAAAAGUAUUCACUUCACAUUCUAUGUUAUAGCUUUUUUAAUGAAAAUUUAACUGAUAAACGUUACAUGGACCUAAUUUGUCAUCUAUAUAUAUAUAUUUAAUUUCCUACGUGGAUUUUUAAUUAAUUUGAAAGACUGAAAGUACAAAAUUCCCUCAGAAAUAACACUAUACUGAUUUUAGAAAAUAAAAAUAAAACCACUGAAAGACAGCAGAGGUAUUUUUCUCUGCUGUCCCAGAAGGGUGCGAAUCUAAAGACCCAGUUCUGUUUAAACUGGGAGUUUAUUGGUUUUUACGUCUGCUGUCUUACAGUCUUGGAAAUCCACAAGCUGUCAAGUCAAGACUACUGUAAUAUAUAAUAUAUAUUAUAUUACACUGAAAAAGUCAUCUAAAAGUCAAGAUUCAGCUCUAAAUGUCACAAAAAUAGUAUCAGUAUUUUAAUUUAUGACAGUUUUGUCUGCAGGGAACUAAUAAUCAGUGGUUUAUUGUGUUUUGCUGACAAACUGUUUACAAUGUAUUCUUGUUUUAAAGAGAUGGUUUAACAGUUCGACUGUUUUUGGGAAGAAACGCCUCUGUAUCAGUUGAUCCUAAAUUGAAUGUAAGUCACUUUGAGACUUUGACCUUUUAAAAUGUGAAAUAUUUUAGCAAAUGACAAAUGGGCAAUACCUGAAUCUGACAGAAGGAUUGACAAUCUGAAGGAUUAGAUGCUACUAAAAGCAAGCGACAAUGCUAAUUGAUGAGUUGUAAAAAGCGCCAGCGUUAAAAAUGAAAAGAUGAACGUGUUUGAUCUGUGGACAUUAGCAAUAAACUCUUAGAAAUCCAGCUUGGAUUUUCACGUCGAAGCACUGUAAAUUUCCAUUGUGUUCCUCCUUUGAGACGCUCUCGCUGGUCAAUGUACAGAAGUGUCAUUUUUUUUUAAAAGUGCACCUAUAAUAAAAUGUUACUGCUGCUUAUUCUAAUACUAACAAACGCGCCUAAUAACUCCAGCGUAUGUACUGUAUCUCGACAGAAGGGUUUAGGUACAGCUAAAAUGAUGGAGAGCAAAACUUAACUGACUGAACACUGAAACUGUUAAACCCUCUGAGUGGUUGAACUCUCCCGGUGCUUCAUUCUCAAUGCCAACUCGUCACAUAUGGACGUUUGGUCAAGACCCCUUGGCAUCGCUUUGUAACGCCCCGGGUACCCGUUGUUUUUGGACGUGCAGUGCUCCGCGAUCAAGUUAGCACCAAUAAAUAUGUGUUAUGUUAGCACCAAAAGUACUUGGUUAGCUUUAGGAAAAGUUUUUAACCAUUAACUUCACUAAAAACAAUGUUGACUUUUUGUUUCACACGGGGAAACAAACACCGGCCUCCUGGGGAAAAGUCUUCUUGCCCACUUUUGGCCCACCCAUCCACCCAAACCACCUCCCCACUCAGACAUUUCUGUUAUUUAUAUUCUAUCCCUGCUUUUAGCGUUCAUAACUGACGCUACAGGGUUUCCCCCAGAGCGUUACUACAACCUUAUGCCAAGGGGUCUUGACCGUGCGUCUAUUUGUGACGACUUCGGAGUGAGAGAACGGGUUGCAAGGGAAGUUCAAACAAAGGCAACAGAGCAGGUUUAACUCAUGAAAGAAAUAGUUUGUUGUGUUGGGAAAUCACUGCUUUCUUGCUGAGAGUUAGAUGAGAAGGUUGAGACCAUCAUCAUGACCUGUACACUUAAUAUGAAGCCAGUUAGCUUAGUUUAGCUUAGCUUAGCUUAGCUUAGCGUAAAGACUGGAAACGGGGGGAAACAGCUAGCCUGUUUCUGUCCAGAAAUCCCUGCGCCCGGCCACGAAAUAUUCCAGCACACAAAGCUAAAACUUUCUAAGGGCCUAAGAGCCUCAGGGGCCUCAAAAGCCCCCGGUUCACUCCAUAUCAGCUGGUUCUACAUAAUUGGAUUAUCCACAAAGUAGUUAGAAAUUUGUACCCUUAAAGUACACAAUACCUCAAUUACUUUCAUGUGUAUUAUAUUAAAUUGUUGUAAAACUGUGUUUUAUCAAAUUACUUCCUUAGGGAAGGCGGUAUUACUCCAUCAUGAGCGUACUGUAAGGUUGCAGCCAACAAUUAUUUUCAUUAUCCACAGGUCUUACAGUUAUUUUAUUUAAUAAUCGAGUAAUUAUUUAGUGUAUAAAAUGUUAGUAAUUAGUGGGAAAAUGAUCAUCAUUAUUCUCUGAAACCCAAAUUAACAGAUGUCUGAUAUUCACAUUUCAGAAGCCGGUGCUGGGGUUUUAAACAAUUAAUUAGUCAGUUAUCAAAAUUGGUGCAUAAUAAUUUUCUGUCCAACAGCUAGCUGAUUAAUGAACUUAUCAUUUCAGCUUUGGGGGACGUGCUUUGUUUUUGGGUGCCUGGGAAAAUAAUGAGACUGCCAUGUAUAGUGGGGAUCAAUAGGGCCACCAACAACAAGUAUUACUUAAUUAAUCACCUCUGUUUUUGUACAGCUAAAAACCCAUUUCCCGUUCUUUACCGUCGUUAGCUAAUCUAAGUGGCUUUAUAUUCACAGUACAGGCAUGAGGUCGGUGUCGGUCUGAACACGUGACUCUCAGCAAGAAAGCGAAUAAGCACAUUUCCCCAUAUUUUGACAGUGAAGGAUGCUGUUACUGAAGAUUUCCAGGCCUUAUUUUAUCUCUUCAAACUCGUUACUCGGACUGUUAAAUGUACUGUACCAGUGCCCGUUGUCACUUUUCUCGCUUGUGAGAUUUUGGCAACUUGAUCAGCAUUUAACUCUGGAUUGAAUGUUACCUUUAGAACCAAUGAAGUCCUUUACAGCACGUCGUCCAGUGAUCCAGUGUUAGCCUGCUGCAGUUUAGGCGACUUAAAUUCAUUUCCCUUUACUCUUUUUUUUUUGUUUUGUACAGUGUGAUUUAAAACUGCAACUAUGUCCGCAUGCUUACUUCACGGGAAUCGUCGGAUAUUUCCGGCUGCGUUUGCUGUCAAAUAUAGUUAGUUUGAUAAAAGCAAACAAGCAAACAUUGAAGAUACUUUUUGAUUUCCUGAAUGUGUGCCUUUGGGUAAAGAUUUCUGGCAAUAUACCUGGUUGUCCUGUACAAUACUAACCUGUACUAA
Molecule: messenger RNA, 10454 nt
Organism: Micropterus salmoides (largemouth bass)
Lineage: Eukaryota; Metazoa; Chordata; Actinopteri; Centrarchiformes; Centrarchidae
Product: CLIP-associating protein 1-like
Exons: 39
Coding region: 428-5008 (1526 amino acids)
Biological process (GO): mitotic spindle assembly
Cellular component (GO): cytoplasmic microtubule; microtubule organizing center; spindle microtubule
Molecular function (GO): microtubule binding; kinetochore binding
Source: RefSeq, a predicted model, not a curated record